Messenger RNA from Lathyrus oleraceus (garden pea), 671 nucleotides. Its product is annotated as classical arabinogalactan protein 6. The transcript has a single exon. NCBI's taxonomy places the organism in Eukaryota, Viridiplantae, Streptophyta, Magnoliopsida, Fabales, Fabaceae. The record is from RefSeq and is a predicted model, not a curated record. Bases 82 to 504 code for a protein of 140 amino acids.
UCUUGUAAUAACAACAGUUUUUCUCCACAGAGAAAAGCUGUAAUUAUUUUAAGAAUUAACAAAAUAAAAACUUUAAAAAAAAUGGCCCGUCAACUAUUUUUUGUAGCCCUCAUUUUUGUAGCCAUGAUCAGCAUGGUUAUGGCUGAAGUAGCCCCAUCUGCAUCACCUAAAUCAUCACCCUUAUUAGAAUCAGCACCAAAAUCUUCACCAAAAGCAGCACCAACAAUGUCAUCAGCACCAUCAUCUUCUCCAAAAGCAUCACCUUUAGCUCCAUCACUUGCACCUUCAACUUCUGAUAACGAACAAGAUAUUUCAGCUCCACCAGCACAAGCCAGUGAUCCCAUUGAGCUAUACGCUCCUGGAGCUGCCCCUGCUAGUGAUGACUUUGCUCCCGAGGCAUCCGAGGCAUCCCCGGCAGCUGACGAGGCCGUUAGUGGUGCCGCCGCUAUUCGAUUCUCUGUCGCUGCUUCCACCAUCGCCCUUGUCAGCUUCUUUGCCAUCUAAUUGAGAUAGCUAUUUUUAUAGUUGAUGUUGCUGUUUUUGAUGAGGUGUAUUGAGAUUUGUUUGUGUAGCAACUCAAUAUUAUAUAACACUACGUGUUUCGAGUGUAUGAUUCAAUAUUACUGAUGAUUAGGUUAAAUCAGAUAUAUAAUGAGGAAAAAGUUGCAAUA